Molecule: messenger RNA, 1197 nt
Organism: Drosophila takahashii
Lineage: Eukaryota; Metazoa; Arthropoda; Insecta; Diptera; Drosophilidae
Gene: NijA
Product: Ninjurin A
Biological process (GO): cell adhesion; tissue regeneration
Cellular component (GO): membrane
Source: RefSeq, a predicted model, not a curated record
UAUCUCCGGUCAGUUGCCCGAGAAAUAGCGUGCUGAACGGUCGCAAAUCGCGCACGAGUAUUAAAAGAAACCGAAUAAAAAAUAAGACAAACACCAGAGUGAUUUCCCCGAAAAGAUCUAGAUAAAAAGAUACUACAUAACGUAUACAAACAAACAAGGGAAUUCUUUAAGCAUCUUAACGCCAACGAUUGCAUUGGAAUUCUUCAUUUAUAAUUGCCCAAAGACGUUUAAUUGUAUUUAAUUAAUUGUAAAAUGACUGACCAAGAGCAUAUUACACUGCACAUGGAUAAGCUGCCGCUGGAUAAUGAUGAUAACACUUUGACGAGAAAUAAUGAAAAUAUCAACAAUCACAGAAACGGCGAUGCAAUGGAGGGACGUAAUAAUCUUCGAGCGCCCAGAUCAGUUCCCGAAACGGAUGAUGAUGACAACGACGAUCGUCCCUUUGUUAAAGAUGGCAAUGAUAAUCCCGGCGUGGAUGACGGUCUUCUGGAAGGUGGAGAAGGACGAAGGGGCGGCGGAGGAGGAGGAGGAGGCGGAGGCGGUGUCACUGUACUCGUACCCAAUGGAGGAAGACGACCCAGUUUCUCCUUUCCGGGAUAUACCGGCAACGGUUUCGUGACAAUAAACGGAGUCGAGACACCAAUACCCGAUGUGAAUGCAUAUCAGCACAAGAAAACCCUGGCCCAGGGAAUGAUGGAUCUGGCUUUACUCUCAGCGAAUGCGAAUCAGUUGCGAUAUGUUCUGGAGACAAGUUCCCAACAUCCAUAUUUUUAUCCCAGCCUGCUGUUCAUCUCACUUAGCAUUAUAUUCCAGAUUGCUGUGGGCGUGGGCCUUAUAUUGAAUGGCCAGUACAACAUUAAGAACGGGCACGAUAUUUGCCGGGCGAACAGAAUCAACAAUUAUACAGUCAUCGGCAUUUUUAUUGUAACAGUGGUCAAUGUUCUGAUAUCGGCAUUUACCGUUGCGGAUCCAAUCACGGGAUCUGCAGCAACACCCGCCAAUACCACAUAGAUUACCACUCUUAUAUUAAAUUUAAAAAAUAAUGUAGUAUUAUGAGCAUAAUCUCAUCGUUAGGAAAUACUCACACAGCCACACCGUUCAGUCCUUGUUGAAAUUCACUAAGCGCCUCAUUUUUCUACACAUAAAAAUGAAUUGUGAUAAACAAAUAAAAUCCCACAAGCAUUUUACAUGUAAAAU